CUGCCGCUGCUGCUGUGCUGCUGCUGAGGCUGCGGGCGGAGGCCGGAGGACCGGGCAGCGGCGGCGGCGGCGGCGGGAGCGGGAGCGCAGCGGGACGACCGAGCGAGAGCCGGCCGAGCUGAGAGCCGAGCGCGCUAUUCCGCCCGCUCGAGGAGCCAGAGCCUCCCGGGCCCCGCCGCCGCCGCCGCUGCACAAAGCCGCGAGCCCGCGCCUGAGCCAUGUCCGCGUCGGCAGGCGGCGGCCACCAGCCCAGCCAGAGCCGCGCCAUCCCCACGCGUACCGUGGCCAUCAGCGACGCCGCGCAGCUACCUCAGGACUACUGUACCACGCCCGGGGGGACUCUGUUCUCCACCACGCCGGGAGGAACACGAAUCAUUUAUGACCGAAAGUUUCUGUUGGAUCGUCGCAAUUCUCCCAUGGCACAGACCCCGCCUUGCCAUCUGCCCAAUAUCCCUGGAGUCACCAGCCCUGGCACCUUAAUUGAAGACUCCAAAGUAGAAGUGAACAACUUGAACAACCUGAACAAUCAUGACAGGAAGCAUGCAGUUGGGGAUGAGGCGCAGUUUGAGAUGGACAUCUGAGCGCAGCAGAGUCGAAGGAGGCUGUGGGCAGCGGCCCGUGUGACCUGACUGGGCCAGUAGGAACGCAGAGAACCGAAGCAGCACUUCCCCGUCCCCUCCCUCUGGGUGCCAAAUGAUGGGAGACCAGCUCUGUCUGACCACAUCUCCCUUGCCCCCACCCAGUUAAGGUUAGGAUGAAAGCCCUUGAUUAGUCUGGAGCUGAGCGGUUGGUCCAUAGAGGAAAGCAAUCCCUGUAGCUUCCCUGGUCAUUUCCCAAGAGUCUUCCUGCCCCCUUCAGAUUGCCCCACGUCCAGG
Messenger RNA from Peromyscus eremicus (cactus mouse), 875 nucleotides. RefSeq names its product eukaryotic translation initiation factor 4E binding protein 2 (gene Eif4ebp2). The transcript has 3 exons. The record is from RefSeq and is a predicted model, not a curated record. Lineage: Eukaryota; Metazoa; Chordata; Mammalia; Rodentia; Cricetidae. The coding region runs from base 219 to 581 and encodes 120 amino acids. Gene Ontology annotation, molecular function: eukaryotic initiation factor 4E binding. Gene Ontology annotation, biological process: negative regulation of translational initiation. Gene Ontology annotation, cellular component: cytoplasm.